Oncorhynchus tshawytscha (Chinook salmon) is the source of this 1038-nucleotide messenger RNA. Its product is annotated as periaxin-like. The transcript has 3 exons. NCBI's taxonomy places the organism in Eukaryota, Metazoa, Chordata, Actinopteri, Salmoniformes, Salmonidae. Bases 1 to 1038 code for a protein of 345 amino acids. The record is from RefSeq and is a predicted model, not a curated record.
AUGGCUCACAUCAACAGCAUCGUCCCAGAUAUCCUAUACCAGGGCUGCCCAACCCUCUUCCUGGAGAUCUUCUACUCCCCGACUCCAGACUUCCAGACUCCAGACUCCCAGACUCCUAGACUCCCCGACUCCCAGACUCCUAGACUCCAGACUCCCCGACUCCCUGACUCCCAGACUCCUAGACUCCAGACUCCAGACUCCCCCCAGACUCCCAAACUCCCAGACUCCAGACUCCCAGACUCCCAGACUCCCAGACUCCAGACUCCCCGACUCCAGACUCCAGACUCCAGACUCCCAGACUCCCUGACUCCCAGACCCAGACUCCCAGACUCCAGACUCCCAGACUCCCAGACUCCCAGACUCCCAGACUCCAGACUCCCAGACUCCCAGACUCCAGACUCCCAGACUCCCAGACUCCCAGACUCCAGACUCCCAGACUCCAGACUCCCAGACUCCAGACUCCAGACUCCCAAACUCCAGACUCCCAGACUCCAGACUCCCAGACUCCCAGACUCCCAGACUCCCAGACUCCCAGACUCCCAGACUCCCAGACUCCCAGACUCCCAGACUCCAGACUCCCAGACUCCAGACUCCCAGACUCCAGACUCCCAGACUCCCAAACUCCCAGACUCCAGACUCCCAGACUCCAGACUCCCAGACUCCCAGACUCCAGACUCCCAGACUCCCAGACUCCCAGACUCCCAGACUCCAGACUCCCAGACUCCAGACUCCCAGACUCCAGACUCCCAGACUCCCAGACUCCCAGACUCCAGACUCCCAGAUCUUCCUCUUUCUAUUCCUCAGACUCCCAGACUCCAGACUCCCAGACUCCGAUUGGCUCCAAAAACACCCAUUGUAGUCAAGGGAGCCCCGCCGGUCAAGGGAGCCCCGCCGGUCAAGGGAGCCCCGCCGGCCAAGGGAGCCCCGCCGGCCAAGGGAGGAGCCCCGCCGGCCAAGGGAGCCCAGCCAGCCAAGGGAGCCCAGCCAGCCAAGGGAGCCCAGCCAGCCAAGGGAGCCCAGCCAUGUAUCUGCUCCUAG